UUGGGGAAUUAUCCUUGGCAUAAACAGCAAGACUAGCCAUCCCCAUGGGAAGAAGAAACACCCUAUUGGUGACUCCCACUGGGGAAGGUAUAAAUAGUGAUCAGUGAGGACAGAAAACGUGCAGUCUGAAUUCGUAUCAAGCUGUGCCUCUUGCUUUGGGCUUUGGGUUGGAUUCUUAACUGCUGUCACUAUGAGCUACAGCACCAAGCAGACUGUUACUCUCGCUACCAAAGGAAAGAGUAGUGGUGGUAGCUGCGUGGUUGGAGGUGGUGGUGCAGGAAAGAUCUCUUCCGUGUCUUCUGGGAGAUAUGGCUCCUGUGGGCUAGGCAGUGGUAGAGGCUUUUCGUGCAGGAGUUUUAGUGGUGGUGCUGGUAGUUUUUCUGGAGGUAGCUGUGGAGGUGUCUUCGGUGGAGGUCUCCCAGGAUACAGCUGUGGAGGUUGUCCUGGUGUUGGGUUGAGCGGUGGUGCUUCCCAUUGUGGCUAUGGAGGUGGUUUUGGUGGUGGCUUUGGUGCUGCAGUCAGUGGUGGCUUUCUUGGCGGUGGUGUUUGUGGAGAUGGUGCAUUUGUCACCUGUGAUGAAAAGCUGACCAUGCAGAACCUCAAUGACCGCCUGGCUUCGUACCUGGACAAGGUGCGAUGCUUGGAGGAAGAAAACGCUGCCCUCGAGUGUAAAAUCAGGGAGUGGUAUGCCCAGCAUGGGCACUCUGGUUUACCAAAGGACUACAGCUGCUACCACAAGGAAAUAGAAGAUCUUCAAAAUCAGAUUGUUUGUGCAACCCUUGACAACAACAAGAUCAUUCUGAACAUUGAUAACAGCAGGAUGGCAGCUGAUGACUUCAGACUGAAGUAUGAGACUGAGCUGGCCCUUCGCCAGAGUGUGGAGGCUGAUAUUAACGGCUUACGCCGCGUUCUGGAUGAGCUGACCCUGUGCAGGUCUGACCUGGAGGCGCAGCUCGAAUGCCUGAAGGAAGAGCUGUGCUGUCUGAAGAAGAACCAUGAGGAGGAAAUCAUUUGUCUGAGAAACCAGUCCACUGGCGACGUCAGUGUGGAAGUCAACUCCAGUCCUGGACCAGAUCUGAAGAAAAUCCUAGAUGAGAUGAGGUGCCAGUAUGAAACAAUGAUUGCUCAAAACUGCAAAGAGGUUGAGGAUUGGUAUGAAUGCAAGAUUGAGGAGGUGAAUCGUGAGGUCAUCACAAGCGGUCAGGAGGUGGAGUCGUGCAACAAUCAGGUCUCCGAACUUCGACGUCAAUUGCAGUGCCUGGAGAUUGAUCUGCAAGCCCAUCUUAGCCAGCGGGACAACCUGGAAGCCUCUUUAGCUGAAACCGAAAGUCGCUACAACGCCCACCUGUGCCAGUUACAACAACAGAUCACCUGUGUGGAGCAGCAGCUGUCUGACUUGCGCGCAGAAAUUGAGUCCCAGAAUCACGAGUACAAGGUCCUUCUGGACGUCAAAUGCCGACUGGAGCAGGAGAUUCACACUUACCGCUGCCUGCUGGAAGGAGGACAGCGUGACAUUAUUGUUCCGGAAGGAGGGAUCGGUGUCGGAAGUGGAGCUGGUAAAUGCGCAGGAGGAGGAGGCGUUGUCAUUAAAUCAUCCCACAGCUACUCUACCUCUUCCCACUGCCUCCCCCAUGUCCCGCCUUGCCACCCUGCUGAGAAGGGACACGGCAGAAAGAUCUGUGACUAAGCAGAGAAACCAGCAUCUUCCAGUGCAAGACCCACCAAGCAAAGAACCACCCAGGGA
This is a messenger RNA of Pelodiscus sinensis (Chinese soft-shelled turtle), 1744 nucleotides long. RefSeq names its product keratin, type I cytoskeletal 19-like. Gene Ontology annotation, biological process: epithelial cell differentiation; intermediate filament organization. The record is from RefSeq and is a predicted model, not a curated record. Gene Ontology annotation, molecular function: structural molecule activity. Gene Ontology annotation, cellular component: cytoskeleton. NCBI's taxonomy places the organism in Eukaryota, Metazoa, Chordata, Testudines, Trionychidae.